AUCACUUUUUCACUUCCUAAGUGGAUCGAUGUCAUUGUCAUCCAAGAUGGAGUGAAGAUGAGAGGACGAGAGCAGAGUCAUGGCUUCUUCCCAGACAGCAGGAGAGACGGAGCGGCCCGUUUCAAAGGGAGGAAGCCGACAGGAGAGGGAUGCGGUAGAGGACGGCACUGAAUCUGGUGCUCUUGAGUUAGUCUCUGUCACAGAAGAGGACCUUCCUGUUGUCGAGACGCCCACCACGUUCAAUGUGAGUUCCUUCAGCAGUCAAAACAGCCAUUCCAGUCACUUCUACGACCCAGACUCGCAGGACCCUCACGUCCCCGUUGAGCUGCCCGCCGUGGCGUCCGCUCCACUGCCUGUGUAUAAAGCCCAUAACAUUCAGAUCCCACCCAGCCCAGGUGUGCCCGUCAUCAAGGUCCAGCCCUUCUUGGACGGAGAAAGACUGUCAGACUUGAAGUCUUUGUGUUGGCCAUAUGUGUCUCGCAGAUUGCUGGCUCUGCUCAUCAUCUUGGGAUUGCUUAUUGUCUUGGUUCUGGUUCUAGGAAUAGGUUUGGGAGUGGGUCUGAAGAGUUGCUCAGGAAAGUUCCGCUGUUUGUCGUCGAUUCAGUGUAUCAGCAGAAAUGCUGUGUGUGAUGGAGUCGAGGACUGUGGAGAUGGAGAAGACGAGCUCAGCUGUGUGCGUGUGAGUGGCAGGAGCUCUGUGCUGCAGGUGUUCAGUAGGGGCUCAUGGAGGACUGUGUGCUCUGAAGGCUGGGAUUCUCACCUGGGCUCUGUAGCCUGCAAACAACUGGGAUACAACAGCUACGUGAGCUCUACUGAUGUUCCCAUCUCCUCCAUUGAAGCAGUCUUUCAGAAUAAUCUAGUGGCUCUUAAUAUCAACCAAACAGGCCUUCAAGACAACUUCAAGAUCCAAAACUCUUCACACCUCAGAAAAACUCAGUGCACUUCUGGUGUAGUGACUGCUGUCAAGUGUAUAGAGUGUGGCUCCAGGCCAGCCGUCCGCAGUCGUAUUGUGGGAGGGAACCUGUCGAGGUCUGGGCUGGUCCCGUGGCAGGUCAGCCUGCAUUACCAGAACCAGCAUCUGUGUGGAGGAUCAGUCAUCAGUGAGCGCUGGAUUCUCACUGCUGCGCACUGUGUGUACGGACUGGUUUAUGGUGAUCUGGUGUUGGGGGACAGCGGAGGGCCGCUGGCCUGUCAGGGGUCCGGGUGGACAUUGGUGGGGGCAGCCAGCUGGGCUGAGAGCUGUGGACAAGCAAACAAACCAGGAAUUUACACCAGCAUAAGUGAAGCUCUCACAUGGAUUCAGCAACAAAUGGAGAAAGAAGAGGAUCAGCGGCGCUGAGCAUCUCUUAGUGGAUGAGCUUCUAUUUCAAUACAUAACAUCCAACAUGACUUAAGGCCCCGUUCACA
This is a messenger RNA of Sinocyclocheilus rhinocerous, 1407 nucleotides long. Its product is annotated as transmembrane protease serine 3-like. Gene Ontology annotation, cellular component: membrane. The transcript is spliced from 11 exons. Gene Ontology annotation, biological process: proteolysis. Gene Ontology annotation, molecular function: serine-type endopeptidase activity; protein binding. Lineage: Eukaryota; Metazoa; Chordata; Actinopteri; Cypriniformes; Cyprinidae. The record is from RefSeq and is a predicted model, not a curated record. The coding region runs from base 80 to 1339 and encodes 419 amino acids.